Daucus carota subsp. sativus is the source of this 1431-nucleotide messenger RNA. RefSeq lists its product as uncharacterized. NCBI's taxonomy places the organism in Eukaryota, Viridiplantae, Streptophyta, Magnoliopsida, Apiales, Apiaceae. Gene Ontology annotation, molecular function: nucleic acid binding. The record is from RefSeq and is a predicted model, not a curated record. Bases 1 to 1431 code for a protein of 476 amino acids. The transcript is spliced from 2 exons.
AUGGACAUCCAUAACAUUGAUUUAAAUCUCCCACCAAAUGAAGAAGAUGAUUCUUUUCAUGCUUACAGGGCAUUUGACUUAAACGAGCCACCUACUAAAGAUAAUGAUGUGAACGAAUGGGAUCAACUAUAUGAAGGAGUACAUGAGAAUACUGAUGCCCAGAAGUUAAGAAAUUUGACAAAUGCUGAGCGUAAAGAUAUCUAUAUAGCAUUGCUACAGAGAAGUGUUGAUGGAAAACUUAGAAAAGGAACAACAAGAGCCGUUGCAUUACUAUUUUCUGUUUCGAUGAGCACCGUCCAACGCAUUUGGAAAAGAUCAAAGGAAUCUCCGAAUGGUGAUGUUUCUCAUCGCAGGACAAAGAAUAGUGGCAGAAAGAAAAUUCAGAUUGAUCUUGCUCAAUUCCGUAACAUUCUUUUAACACAGCGAACAACUAUUCGGGGUGCCGCUAAUGCUCUAAAUGUCAGUACAUCAAAAUUACAUCGAUGUCUAAAAGAAGGUGAGAUUCGGCGUCAAACGAAUGAUAUCAAACCUCUACUCAAGGAAGAAAACAAAAAAGCGCGACUCAAAUUUUGUUUAUCAGUGCUUGACAAAGAUAGCCUGCACCAUGAACCGAAAUUUAUAGACAUGGAUAACAUCAUCCACAUUGAUGAAAAAUGGUUCCAUUUGACUAAAAAAUUUGAAACAUAUUAUCUAGUUUUAGAUGAAGAUGUGCCUCAUCGCACGUGCAAAAACAAAAACUUUGUUGGUAAAGUGAUGUUUCUGGCUGCAAUUGCUCGUCCCCGAUUUGAUUCUGAAGGCAACAUAACAUUCUCUGGCAAAGUAGGGAUAUGGCCAUUUGUCACUAAAGAACCAGCUAAAAGAAGAAGCGUGAAGAGGGCAACCGGAACAAUGGAAACAAAGGUGAUGACUUCGGUUGGAAAAAGUGUUAUACGAGAAUUUUUCAUUGGCAAAGUCUUACCAUCGAUUCAAUCUAGGUGGCCAAGUGAAGAUGCUAAUAAAAUUAUUUAUAUCCAACAAGACAAUGCAAGGACGCAUCUUGAUCCUAGUGAUCCUGAGUUCUGUGAAGCAGCCAAACAAUAUGGUUUUGACCUUAGAUUGAUGUGUCAACCUGCUAAUUCUCCUGACUUAAACGUGCUUGAUCAUGGUUUUUUCAGUGCAAUUCAAUCGCUACGGUACAAAGUGUGUGUGAGAACAAUUGAUGAAUUAAUUGAUGCUGUUGAAAAUGCAUAUGAGACAUUCUCACCGGUGCUCUCCAACAAUAUCUUUCUGACAUUACAAUCUUGUAUGCUGGAGAUCAUGAAAACACAAGGAUCCAAUCGAUAUAAACUUUCACACAUGAAGAAAAAUAGGCUUCGAAGACAGGGUGAACUCCCUCGUCAACUUAAAUGUGACCCAAAGCUGAUAGAAGAUGUGAGAAGAAUGUUGGAUUAA